AUGAAAAACAUUUGGUCGCUUCCGGAUCAUUUGUUCUGUUCGCUAAAUGGGUUGAGAUCAUUGAACAUCAGCUCCAACUGGCUGCAGGACGUGAAUGAUUUGGGCGUCCGAGAGAAGCCACAGGUGAAGGAUGAGAGUGGAAACAGUACCACAGUCAGUUGCAACUUGGAUCUGGAAGAUUUGGAUGUAUCCCAGAAUGACUUUGUCCUGCUACCAGGCAGUGGAUUUGGAAUGUUGAAACGAUUGAAGCUACUCAAAAUCCACGACAAAGAGAUUUCCGUGGUUGUUGACAAAGCUCUAAAUGGGUUGAAGGAGUUGAAGCUCUAA
This is a messenger RNA of Ochlerotatus camptorhynchus, 327 nucleotides long. Its product is annotated as toll-like receptor 6. Bases 1 to 327 code for a protein of 108 amino acids. The transcript has a single exon. Lineage: Eukaryota; Metazoa; Arthropoda; Insecta; Diptera; Culicidae. The record is from RefSeq and is a predicted model, not a curated record.